This is a messenger RNA of Megalobrama amblycephala (Wuchang bream), 3859 nucleotides long. RefSeq lists its product as uncharacterized. NCBI's taxonomy places the organism in Eukaryota, Metazoa, Chordata, Actinopteri, Cypriniformes, Xenocyprididae. Gene Ontology annotation, biological process: snRNA transcription by RNA polymerase II; positive regulation of transcription elongation by RNA polymerase II. Gene Ontology annotation, molecular function: cis-regulatory region sequence-specific DNA binding. The transcript has 14 exons. Gene Ontology annotation, cellular component: transcription elongation factor complex; membrane. The record is from RefSeq and is a predicted model, not a curated record. Bases 363 to 3596 code for a protein of 1077 amino acids.
GAAUAACAGAGUAAGAUUCGAUGGCUCCACGUCAAGGAAAAAAGACUUUUAGUUAAUGAAAUUUGAAGUAGUUACAUGAUUCCAGUGAAAUAAAAAUCAGUAGUUUGGGACAAUUUCCUCUGAGGGUUAUCAAGUCCAGAUUCUGUGGGGAAGCAUUCAUUGGCAGCAGCAGGUAGGCCUAGUUGAAUGCCAGCCUGUGUCUGUCACCAGACUUGGCCUUUGCAGCAGGUUUAAUGUUUAAUCUCUUAUCCGGCUUCCUGCCACAGUGCCUUUUACUCACGUUUUAGUUUCUGAAGCCAUUUUAGCACAGCCAUUCUCACUUUACAGCAAACCAGUCUGUUCUGACAACAAGCUACAACAAAAUGACGGACCUCGGCAGAUUAUAUUCAGAUGACGUCUCAUCCUCUCAAAGUGAAGAUGUCAACAGAGCACAUGUGGAGGAGGAUCCCACAAAAAUUCACAAUGAUAACAAUGAGGACUCAAGCUUCUCCUCUGAUCAGGGCAAUUCAGCCAAGCAGAGGGACAACACGGAAGCUGAGAAGACUAAAACAAGUGUCUUUCUGAAACCAUGGACUGGUGUGUUUAAGAAACGGAAGAAGACUGAUUCUGAAUCGCUUUCAACAGCUUCAGGUGGAAUUAAAAUGCUACCCAAUGGGACAAGAUGUAGUCCGCCUGUUUCUCCAUUGCUGGACAGAAAACAUUGGGAUGCUCAGGAUGCACAAGUUUCUGGUGACCUCAAGCCAAACUUCCCCCCAGGUUCAGGGGGAUACACAUAUGACACCCUUGAAUCCGAACUAACCAGUAUCCAUCCAGCAGAGUACUACGCUGAGAAGUUAGAAGUAUACAAGUUAAAAUACUCCUACCUGAAGUCUUGGCCUGGCCUCUUAAGGCUGCUCGCUGGCCUUCAACUUGUAUUCGGAGCGCUGGUUUUUGCCUGUGUAUGUGCGUAUAUUCAGAGAGACAGUGAGUGGUCCAACUAUUACAGGCCAAAUUAUGGAUUCACUGAUAUGAAAGGAUACCGUUACACUGGACCCAUGACAACCUUUGUGUUGGUCAUUGUUGGACUCUCAUGGCUGCUGACCGUUAUCCUGAUGGUUUUGGGAUUAACAAUGUAUUACCGAACGAUCCUGCUGGAUUCCAAAUGGUGGCCUCUCACCGAGGCUGUGAUGAAUCUAGUUCUUUCGUUGUUGUACAUGGCAGUGGGUAUAGUCUACGUGAAUGAUUUGAAUCGUGGUGGGCUUUGCUUCAUGACGGUCGGUGUCAACCCGGUCCUGUCUAAUCUGUGUCGUGUCGAGGGUGGUCAGAUGGCUGGUACUGCAUUUAUGUUCAUUAACAUGCUCAUGUACUUGAUAAGCUUCUUGGUGUGCCUUAAAAUGUGGAAGCAUGAAGCUGCCCGCCGUCAGAGGGAGGCCUUGACCAGCCAGAUGAGCAGCCAGUUACAGCAGCAGACUCUGGAAUCCACAUCCAAUAUGGGCAGCUCCUCGACUAGAUCCAAGAAAAUUUCAUUCAAAGAUGAAAUGGAUCAAAGCUCUGUGAAUAAGAGCAGACGGGUUUAUGUCUCAGAGAGAGCCGAGGAGCGAAAGAUUUUAACUGGAGCUAUUCCAGUUGGACACAUUCCUAAACCCAGAGUCGUCGCUGAUUAUAUUAUAAAAUAUCCUGAAAUUCAUUCAAUAGAAGACAGGGAGCAAUACAAAGCAGUCUUUAAUGACCAAUACCAGGAGUACAAGGAACUACACAAGGAGAUCACAGCUACUUUAAUGAAGUUUCAGGAAUUAGACACCAUGAUGAGCCGACUCAUCAUUAACAGGAGAAACCCUGAGGAGAGUAAGAGAAUCAAUGGCUUACUGAAAACAUAUGAGCAAAAAAAGAACGAUCCCUACUUUCUGGAGAAGAAGGAACGGUGUGAAUAUCUAAAAGCAAAACUAAGCCACAUCAAGAUGAGGAUUCGUGAUUUUGAUCAAAAUUUCACUGCAAAGGACAGCACUGUAUUGACAGCAAACUUGUAUGACAGCCCACCUCAGUACAGUCCACACUACAUUGCCCCAUCAAAUAUGUACACAUCCAGAAGUUUCUACUCUCAACGGAGCGAGUAUGGCUUAUACUCUUCAGUGCCUGAUGCUCCUCAAAUGGAGGGAAACCCUCAGCACUUCUACAGAUGGUUCUCACCACCUGGCAUCGUGAAAACUAUGGAGGGACUGACGGCUCUGCUCUGUUUUGUUAUUUUCGCCUGUGUUGCUUCCACUCUAGUUUGGGAUAUGCAUGGUUACGAGGGCAGCAUCGGGGCCUAUGUUGCUGGAUCUGGGGGCUAUGGCAUGGGGUCUGGGUACUAUGGAGGAACUUAUGGCUAUCAAAGCUCUUACAUGACACCCUACUCAGCAAAAUCAGCCAUGAUCUCAAUGGCAGCCCUUAAUUUUGUAGCAUCUUUGGCCAUCCUAGUGACUAGUUUCUCAAAGGUAUGGUGUGUGCAAGGAAAAACGUUUUACCUGACCAUUUUUGUGGUGGACGUGGUUCUGGCAGUUCUUCAGUGUAUUAUAGACAUCAUAUUCGUCAUUGGGGUGAAUCCCAUGGCCCAGAGUUCACAAAGCAUCUUGUACAACCCCAUCCUGAUGAUGUGUCAGACCUCAUUAGGGAAUCCCAGCAUCAGCGCUGGAGCCGGCACAGGCUUCCCUGGUGCAUAUCCGUCCUUUAAUCGAUAUCUCUAUCACUACUGCUUCAUGGAUCCUGAGGAGGCUGUGGCUCUGGUUUGUGGCCUGUUUGUCAUGAUUGCUCUGGCUGUUGCAGCCUAUUUUGCCUAUAAGACUCGAAGCAAAAUAUGGCGUCAUGGCAAACCUAAUAUCUACUGGGAAGAACCACCUAUCCUCCGUACAGACAGGAGCCAGAAUACACAAGAUUGGCGAAGCACUCAAUACACCCCCACUGUGGUUUUAUCAGAGAAGGCUUCCCCUCAUCUGAAAGCAGAGAACAGCUUCACCUCCUACACUGAGGGAACAGUGAGCGUCUACAGCGAGGCUGCAUACAAAAGCAACGUGUAUUCUGAGAACGUGAACAGUUGCUCCCCAGAACCGUUAUACCAGAAUCGGUGGAUGAGCUCCAGCCCUGUGGAGGAGGUUGAAGUGCAGAGCAGCUCAGUUCAAGAGAAACCUGAAACGUACGAGGUUGAGGAUGUUCUUUGUGAGACAGGCUACACCACUGGUGGAGAUUCAGCCACUGAAUUAGACACAUAUGAGUUUGAGGACUCUUAUUCAGAAAUUACAACAGAUGAACAGCGCAGACAGUUCAAGAAACAGUUUGAUGUCACCCUUUCUGUUUACAAGAACCUUUGUGCAGAAAUGGAUGAUAUCAGUGAUCAAAUGAAUGAACUGAGCCGAGAGCUGGACACCCUCCAUGAGGAGUCCACCAAGUUCCAGGCUGUAGCUGAUGAAUAUAAUCGACUCAAGGAUCUGAAGCGGUCUCCAGAAUACCAGGCCAAGAAGCUCCGGUGUAAGAAACUGAGGCAGGAACUGUGUCAUAUCAAGAAACUAGUGAAAAAUUAUGACAGAGGAUUUACAAGGAGAGAGAAGACUAAUGUUUCUGAUCCUCAGGAUUUCUUUGUCUGAAACUGUACACAUGUAUGCAUACACUGUGUACAUCACCGUUGGUAUAGACUUUUAUAAGCUGUGUUGUGGUUGUAAAGUUGCAAGAGGUAUUGUAAAUAUUUUCAAUUUUCCUGUAAAAUUCAUAUUUUAUUAACAACUUUAAUAAUUUGAUAAGUAACAGGCAAAAAAGUCUAAGUACACAACUCAAUGUAUGAUACUUUUGUUUAAUCAAGCUGUCAUACACAAGUAUUUAAAAAGACAAAGAUAUUAAAAUGAAAACUGUA